Molecule: messenger RNA, 1659 nt
Organism: Insectozyma verbasci
Lineage: Eukaryota; Fungi; Ascomycota; Pichiomycetes; Serinales; Debaryomycetaceae
Source: the annotation of a GenBank genome assembly
AUGGUUGAAUUAAUUGAUUUGCCAAGUCAUAUUAAAUCAGAAAUUAUAAAGUAUUUACCUCAACAGUCUGUGUUUAAUCUUGCCCUUACCAAUUUUGAAUUUUAUGAACCAUGUAUUAGACAAUUAUAUAAGACAAUAACGAUACAAAUUCAAGCACCAUUAAGGCCGCACACCAACUUACGAAAUGAUGAUUUUUCCGACUGUACACUGACCAUAUUAUAUGGAUUUGAUAAAAUGAUGAAAAAGGAGACUAAUUUAAAGAUGAUCUUUGCUAGGUUAAUUGUAUUAAUUCAAUCACUUAGAAUUAAUUCACAACUUCGUCAUUUUAUUAAUGAAAUCAACGUGGUUGGAGAAUGUUAUAAUGAUAACGUAAUUGAAGCUUUACAAGACUUAAUUAAUGAAUUGAAAUCUUUAAAGAAGUUCAACAUUGAAAGUUACAAGAUCCGAAGGUUGUUAGAUUUGAAGAAUUUAAAAUUGGAGAGUGUAGUUGUUGACAAUGAAAUUGAGUAUGAAAAGAGCAUUAAAGAGUUAAUUAUAGGUGAAAAUCAAUUUCAGGAAAUGUCUCAGUUUUCCACUCAAUUAAGUUCAUUGAUAUUGCCAAAUGAUAAAGUAUUGUAUUGGGAUUGGAUCAAAAAUAACAUAUUCAAAAAUAAUCUUAAACUUCCUAGUAUCGAAAAAUUUAAAUUUGUAUUUGCUUUAAACAAUUUUGAAAAUAAUGAAAGAUUAGUAAGCAUUUUGAAUUGGUCAAAAAUAAAACAACUUGAAUUAAUAUUCGACUAUACAUCUUCACAAGAUUGUAUAAUCGAUGUACUUAAUUUAAUACCAACUACACCAAAUUUAACUCAUUUAUCUAUAUCACAAUCUGAAAUAUAUUCAACUCAUGCAGAGAAUGAAAUUUAUGACCUAAAUAUAUUCAAUUUUUUGAAUAACUCAUUUCCAAAGUUAAUUUACCUUUCAAUAUCUCAUAAGGUUCCAGAUCUAGGUAAUUUUGUUGAUGGGGUUGAAGGAAACUACUUUAGAAGAUUGAAUUUAUAUAUCAACAUUUUACCCACAAUAAUUCAAAGUUUGAACAACAAAAUAACUUUGGAACUUUCCAAUUUAUUUCAGACUUUUGCAUGCUAUGAACAGUAUAUGAAUACAGUUUUAUGGAAUGGUUGUAAAUGCUCACAUUGUGAAGUAUAUUUAGGUAAAUUGGAUACAUUUUUAAUGUAUCAUAAAUAUUUCAAUAACGGAAGAUUUAGAGACAUGAAUGUGAGUCAUUUGUUCAGUGAGAUUGGGUAUAGAUUGAGUAAAAGAGAAAUUUGGAAUUUUCAUAAAACUCAAAAUGGUAAAGGUUUCAAAUGUUGUGAUACCAAAGUCAUUGAUCAAGGUGAAUAUGAUGAAGAAGAUUUUGACAAUAAAGUAGUCAGUGAUUGUGAAUUUAAUGAAGUGGUUUACAAAGGUAUUCCUACUAGUGUUUCACAUUAUUUGAAUUCUUUGGUUAUUCAAAUCUUGAAAUUGUAUCGUGGUAAUGCAGAAGGAAAUGAUGUUGAAUUUAAUGAUGGUGGUGAUGAACAAGAACAUGAGUUGAUGAUAAGAAGAAUUAUCAUAAAUGGAAUAGUUUAUAAUUUGGAUAAAGAGUUGAAUGGUACACACUUUUAUGAAAAUGUUUACGAUUAG